AUGUGGAGCACAAUUUUGGAACCUGGCAAAAAAUAUAUCGCAGUUGUGAACUACACAUUUAAUCUUUCUAUGGCUGUCCUUGAUUUAAAAACCGUAAAAAAGAAGAAAGAUGUUCAUACUAUAUUCAUAGAAACUGAAGAUACACCUUGUUCUAUCCUUUGCCAUCUCUCUGAAACAUUAAAAUUGGUACAGGUAAAAUUGGAUCUUGUUUUCCCCCCAAGAACAACAAUAAAAUUGUUUACAUCAGGGUCGGCCCAAAUACAUAUGACUGGAUAUUUACUCUACGAUGAAGAGGAAAAAUUAUGUCCUAUUUUAGAAAGUGAAAUUAUAGAAGAAACAACAGUUACAGAGAACAAAUCAAAAACAGAAAAUGGAAAUAAGCGUAAAGCUGAAGAAAAUUACCCAAAAAUUACAAAAUCUGUUAAAUUAAAUGAUGAUGAUGAAGGUUCUGAUGAAGAUUUUGAUGUAAAUUCUAAUGAAGGUUCUGAUGAAGAUAGUGAUAAUAAUAUAAUAAUUGAUGGAUUUAGAGAAAAUCAAUUGGGUAAUUUACUUGAUGAUAAAGGUGAAGAUUCAAUUUCUGGCAAUGAUAUUGUAGGUAUUAAAAACAAAUCAGUAUUGACUAAAGAAGAAAAAUCACAAAUGAUUCCUAGUAAGAAAUUUAAUGAGAACAAACAAAAACAAACCAAAAAGGAUCAAACAAUUCCUAAAGACCAAGAUAAUACUUCUUUAGCUCAAAACACACUUAAUAUUAAACAGGCUUUGCCAACUAGUUCAACUGAACAUAGAAAGAAAAAUGACAAUGAACUUGAAACUUUAUUGCCUGUAUUAAGAACUUAUACUAGGAAAGUUAAACAAAACCAACAAUUUAUAGAGUUAAGUAGUGGAGUUAAGAUUCAGGAACUUCAAAUUGGUUAUGGUGCUAUAGUAGAACCUGGUAAAAUUGUUAAAAUUUAUUGCACUAAUCAAAUAAAACUGUUUAGUAAAGUUUUAAAUAUAAUAGAGGGUGGUCCCGAAUUCAGUUUCGUAUAUCAACAUGAUGAAGUUAUUAAAGGUUUAGAUAUUGGUAUUGCUGGAAUGAAAGUUGGUGGCAAAAGAAGAAUUGUCUGCCCAUCUAAAAUGAGUCUAGGUACUAAGAUAAUGAAACUAAGAUUUAAACCAAGAAACACAUUGGAAUUUGAAGUGGAACUUUUACAUGUUGGUAAUAAACAAAAAAAAACUCUUAAAGGUCAAAAAGUACCUAAUUCAAAUAAGUUAUUGUCAAAUGUUUCAACCGAAAGUAAUAGUAAGAAAAAUAUUAAACGUAUAACUACAUUGACUGGAUUAAUAACAUAUACUCAGAAUGUUGAACAAAAUCAAAAAUUAAUGGUGUUAAGUGACGGAGUUAAGAUUCAGGAACUUCUAAUUGGUGAUGGUACUGUAGUAAAACCAGGGAAAAAUGUUAACAUUUAUUACACUGCUCGUAUAAAAUCAACUGGUAAAGUUUUUGAUUCAAUGCAAGAUGGUCCCGGAUUGAGUUUUGCAUAUCAGCGUGGUGAAGUUAUUAAAGGUUUGGAUAUUGGUAUGGCUGGAAUGAAAGUUGGUGGCAAAAGAAGAAUCUUAUGCCCAUUUAAAAUGAGUCAAGGUACUAAAAAGAUAAUGAAACCAAUAGUUAAAACAAGAGGUACAUUGGAUUUUGAAAUUGACCUUUUACAUGUUGGUUAA
Molecule: messenger RNA, 1701 nt
Organism: Cinara cedri
Lineage: Eukaryota; Metazoa; Arthropoda; Insecta; Hemiptera; Aphididae
Source: the annotation of a GenBank genome assembly